Messenger RNA from Brugia malayi, 732 nucleotides. Its product is annotated as eukaryotic translation initiation factor 4E-1, putative. The transcript has 6 exons. NCBI's taxonomy places the organism in Eukaryota, Metazoa, Nematoda, Chromadorea, Rhabditida, Onchocercidae. The record is from RefSeq and is a predicted model, not a curated record. Gene Ontology annotation, molecular function: translation initiation factor activity; RNA 7-methylguanosine cap binding. The coding region runs from base 1 to 732 and encodes 243 amino acids. Gene Ontology annotation, biological process: translational initiation. Gene Ontology annotation, cellular component: cytoplasm; eukaryotic translation initiation factor 4F complex.
AUGGCUAUUGAUAAUUUAGUACCGGAACGAUCAGAACCUGAGACGAUUAUGAUGAAGUGCAACGGUGAUGCGAUUCAUCAUCCAGAUGAGGAAGCAGAUCUUACCUGUGACAUAUCGGAAUCGAAAAUUGGUACGCUAGUUCCGAAUCAUCCAUUAAAAUACAUUUGGACAUAUUGGUAUUUGAAUGACCAACGUGAUAAAAGCUGGGAAAAGCGGCUUAAAGUUGUGUCCAAUUUUGGUACGGUGGAAGAAUUUUGGGCUCUUUAUGUUAAUAUUCGUCCACCAUCAUUACUACCAACGGCUUGCGAUUAUAGUGUUUUCAAAAAGGAUAUUCAACCAAUGUGGGAGGUUCCCGAAAAUGCUAAAGGUGGUCGCUGGCUGAUAACGAUUGACAAGUCUAGACAUCACGAUCUGUUGGAUGUGAUUUGGUUGGAAGUUUUGUUAGCCGUAAUAGGCCAACAGUUCGGUAAAUAUACGGCGGAUAUAUGUGGUGUAGUUGUUAACAUAAGAAAUAAGGGGUCCAAGAUCAGUAUUUGGACAACAGAUUGUAACAACGACGAAUCUAAUUGCAAAAUUGGAGAAAUAUUAAAGCAGAAAUUGACGAACCCGGAUAUCGAUUCAAAAAUUCAGCGGCCAAUAUUUGAUGUACUUCGCUAUGAAGAUCACCAAGAGGUUCAAAACAAGAGUUCUAGUUCGGUGAAAGCCAAGCAUAUUAUCACAGCUUCUGAUUAG